AUGAAUACUCGAACCGGUUACUUGGAGAACGUUGAUGGUUCUUGUUUAUACUCAUUAAACUCUACAAAGGUAAUAGCUGCAGUAACAGGUCCAGUAGAACCCAAAGCUCGUCAGGAACUACCAACACAAUUGGCAUUGGAGAUAAAUAUAAGACCUGCCUGUGGGGUCCCUACAACAAGAGAAGUAAAUAUACAGGAUAAAGUGCGUGCGGUUAUUACACCUACAUUAGCUUUAUAUAAAUAUCCAAGACAAUUGUGUCAGAUCACUUUACAACUGUUACAAGCAGGUGAAACUGAGUCAUACUUCCAUGAAUUGGAAUUAGUAGCAUGUGUUAAUUCUACUACAUAUGCAUUGGUCGAUUCUGGUAUUGCAUUGAAGGGCAUCGCCCUUGGGACAACUAUUGUAAUUACCGAAGGUAAUAAGUUGAUAACAGAGCCUACAGAUGAAAACUUAAAGAACGCAAAAUCAACACAUGUUGUUGUAUACAUGAUUGAGAAUAGUAAACCUACAAAUUUGUUACUAAUGGAUAGUUAUGGUGACUUUGAUCAGAAUGAUGUCUUUAAGGUUUUAGAACAAUCAGAAAUAAAAAUUAAUGAAUUAAACAAAAAUUUCAGAGAGUAUAUGAAGACAAAACUGAACAAUUUAUAA
Molecule: messenger RNA, 648 nt
Organism: Maudiozyma saulgeensis
Lineage: Eukaryota; Fungi; Ascomycota; Saccharomycetes; Saccharomycetales; Saccharomycetaceae
Source: the annotation of a GenBank genome assembly